Messenger RNA from Magallana angulata, 1361 nucleotides. Its product is annotated as eukaryotic translation initiation factor 3 subunit M-like. Gene Ontology annotation, molecular function: translation initiation factor activity. Gene Ontology annotation, cellular component: cytoplasm; eukaryotic translation initiation factor 3 complex. The transcript has 10 exons. Bases 74 to 1228 code for a protein of 384 amino acids. The record is from RefSeq and is a predicted model, not a curated record. NCBI's taxonomy places the organism in Eukaryota, Metazoa, Mollusca, Bivalvia, Ostreida, Ostreidae. Gene Ontology annotation, biological process: cytoplasmic translational initiation.
CACCAGAAAUAAGAAUACGACGGAAGUUGCAUAAACCUCGUUUUGAGUCUCGCUGGAACCACGAGAAGGAACCAUGAGUACGCCGGUGUUCAUAGAUUUGCCUAUUCCCGAACAGGCACAAGAACUAAGAAUAUACCUCAAAUCACUGAGUGCAGACAUUUCAGAAGAAAAAGCUGAAGCAGGCAUUCUUACAGAUUUACGACACAUCAUUGAAGCAAGCACGAUAUGCUGGAAUUCUAAAGAUGUCAAUGAAAAUGACGUUGAGAUGGUAUUCAAUAGUGUCAUUUCCCUCAUCCUGGUCCUGCCACCCGAGGAAAUGCUGGAACCUGUCACACAUUUCUGUGAGAAAGUCGUCAAGUGUCCACAGGGGGACCGCAGAGGUUCUCUCCGUCUAAAGCUUUUAUCUAAUUUAUUCUAUGGACUGGAUGAGAGGUCUCCAUUAAGGGCUGACUUGUAUGUGUCUAUGGUCAAACUGGCACAGCAGGCUGAUCUGGUCCCCCAGCUAGCCAUUAACAUAGAACAGGUGAAGAAAUGGGUGUCACAGUGGGAUAUUAGCACCACCAAACUACAGAAUCUCCUCAGAUCUGUGCAUGAUGCCCUGGUUGAGGGGGGAAUGAGUGAUAAAGCCACAAAAGUGAUGAUAGAUCUGCUAGGUACAUACACAGAAGACAACGCCUCACAGGCCAGAGAUGAUGCCCACAGGUGUAUAGUGACACAUUUAGGAGAUCCUAACACAUUCUUGAUGGACCAUCUUUUAUUGCUAAAACCGGUCAAAUUUCUGGAAGGAGAAUUAAUUCAUGAAUUACUGACAAUUUUUGUGUCUGGGAAGAUUUCACAGUAUCAACAAUACUAUAAGAAUAACACAGACUUUGUUAAAUCCUUAGGUUUGUCCCAUGAGCAGAAUUUACGCAAGAUGCGGUUCCUGUCAUUUGUCCAGCUAGCCGAGGACAAGAAAGAAAUAGAUUACGCUGUCAUUCAAAAGGAAAUGCAGCUCGAAGAGGCUGAGAUUGAGGACUUCAUCAUUGAUGUGCUCAGAACUAAAUCAGUGAGAGCCAAGAUUGACCAGCUUCAGAAGAAGGUGAUGAUUAUGUCCACCAUUCACCGGACGUUCGGCCGACAGCAGUGGCAGAUUCUGCGACAGACGCUGACACAGUGGCGCGAAAAUCUCGGCCAAGUACAGACUAGUCUUCAGCAGCUCGACUUGAUGCAGACCCAAACACCAGCAUAGAACGAGGCAUAACCCGAGGAUUAAAACAGCGAGACUCAAAACUGUUGAUUUAAAUCUCUAUAAGUGUAAUAAAUGGACAUCAAUAUGUCAAAUCAUGUACAUGUAUUUAAAGACAAUAAACUCAUUAACUGGA